Nymphaea colorata (pocket water lily) is the source of this 2195-nucleotide messenger RNA. RefSeq lists its product as uncharacterized. NCBI's taxonomy places the organism in Eukaryota, Viridiplantae, Streptophyta, Magnoliopsida, Nymphaeales, Nymphaeaceae. The transcript has 19 exons. Gene Ontology annotation, molecular function: protein binding. Bases 84 to 1487 code for a protein of 467 amino acids. The record is from RefSeq and is a predicted model, not a curated record.
CCUGAGUCUUGCCAUUUCCCUCCAAAAACGUUUGUCGUUCUUGAACUCACUCUCUUCCUCGUCUCCUUCCCGUUCCCAACCUAAUGGAGAAUUUCGUGAUUCGCGAGAGCUCGCCACCCAAAGGAAGACCGCAUGCCGGGCUGCGGUGGAAGCGGAGCAUGGUCGAGAUCUCGGGGUGGUGUCCGAGGAAGUAUCGCCACGAACUGUCGGCUCUUUUGCAUCAAUCCUAUUCUGAGAUAGGAGCUUUCAGCCAUUCAUACACAAUUGGUGGACAGGUCUGUUUGACCCAGUUGGAUUUUACAUCACGCAAUGUAGCAGUGGAUGUUGAGCCAACCAGCAUGCAAAGGACUGGUAUCUCUGGACUUGAAUUUGACUCUAAGGGGAUUUAUGUCGCAUCUAUAACAAAAGCUGGAUGUUUGUCUGUCCAUGAUUUUGAAUCCCUCUAUUGCCAGACAAAGGUUCUCCCAAGUUCGCUUGAUGAUGGAUCAAAAGAAUUGUUGCAUCUAUCCGUUUCUCAGCAACUUGAUGGUGUCAAAUGGAAUCAGGCUAAUGAAGAUGAGGUUGCAUGUUCCUCACGCAGCAGUGACCAUAUUCUUUUGUUUGACAUUAGCUACAUUUCUUCUGAACCGUCUGAUGUGUUGAAGAAGAAGCCCACAUCUCAAGGGCAUAAAAAACCUAAAGGGUUAUCAGAUAUUGUGUUCAUUCCAAGCAGCAAAUCAAGAGUGGUUGCAUGUGGUUUAGAUGGUGUGCUAUAUGCCUGGGAUAGAAGGAUCAGUAAUUUCCCAUGCUUUGAGCUUAGUUCCUCAUGCUGUCAAAGCCCCUUCAACAGCAUACAGCUGAGUAAGGAUGAACAGGUCAUCUUUGCAGCAAGUGAAAAUGGGUGCAUCUGUUUGUGGGACCUGCGGGGUGGGAAAACAUCUGCUGCCUUCUUGUCUAACAAAGAGGUGUAUCACCCUCCCUUGUCAAUUGUCAAACUAGCUUCUGCACUUGAGAAAAUAUGUCCAUUGAAGGAGCAAUCAGAAAUUUUCUCAUGGGGAAUUCAAUCAAUCAGCCUUGACCCAUCUUGUUCAUAUCAAUUGGCAUUCCAUCUUGAUGAUGGCUGGUCUGGAGUGUUAAAUUUGAAUACUUUAGAGGUGACUCACAUUCAUUGCCCUCCCCCAGCAUGGCUGGAUGGCACAGCAAGCAAUUACUUUUCAAGGAGAAAACCAUCAUAUCUGCCAGCGUUAUCGAUCUAUGCUGUUCCAUCUUCAUGUGAGAAUGGGAUUCAUUUACUGGAUUUUUAUCCAGAUGCAAGUGCAGCUUCUCAUGUAGAUUUUGAUGAUAACACAGAGUCAGGAGCUCAAAGUUGCCAUGUUCACAACACUUUUGUGUCUCUUUCUGGCCUUGUUACUGCCUGUGCUGCUCAUCCUUUGAAUGCCACAAUCUUAGCUGGAACAAUGGAAUCUUCAUUGAUAAUGGUUUCUCAGAAACUGGGGUCAUGUGACUGAAUGUUGUGCACAGGCGUAUGAAGGAUAACAAACUUCAGGAAAACCCCUAUAUGGUCAAUGGGCCAAGGUCUCAAUGCUCAAACUCUCAACUGAUUCGAAGCACUAUAUUGCUGGUCAUCCUUUAAAGAUUUGCCUUUAUAGAUUGAGGCCAUGAAGUGCUCAAAUCUAUGAAAAGAGAGGAAAGGUUCCUACUUUUUCUGGUGGAAUUGCCUUGUACUGCUAGGUCACCUCUGCAUAUCCGGGUCAGAUGAACUAUGCCAUUUUGUGAGCUGUGCCUUUCGUUGCAAUCCUGCAUGAAGCUCUUUGCCUGGACCAGCUCAAGUGAAAAAGAUGCAUUUUGUUUGGAUUUAGUCUGUGGGUUCAUUUCUUUGUGUGGGAGCAGAAAAAUACCAUGGUAAAUGGUAAUUGAUUGAGACUAUGCCUAGAGCCCUAGACCCAUAUACAAGAUCGUAACUAACAUUGAAGUGGUGGAUAGCACGGCCCACUUACCAACAACCAUGUCUGCUAAGCUGAUGCUGAUGAUACUUUAAUAACGUCUAAUUGGAGUUUUGGCUGCUCAGCUAAUUUUGUUCACUAGCAUGGUCCACUCUUCAACUGCAUAUGCUGUCCACAUGGACUUGUUUGAUGUAUAAAUAAACUAUAAAAUGCUUAGCAUCUUUUGACUGAACUACAUGGGUUUGUUAACUUUAUUUAGAUCUGCUAAAGGUU